Messenger RNA from Dipodomys ordii (Ord's kangaroo rat), 450 nucleotides. RefSeq names its product calmodulin-like 5 (gene Calml5). Lineage: Eukaryota; Metazoa; Chordata; Mammalia; Rodentia; Heteromyidae. The transcript has a single exon. The record is from RefSeq and is a predicted model, not a curated record. Gene Ontology annotation, molecular function: calcium ion binding; enzyme regulator activity. The coding region runs from base 1 to 450 and encodes 149 amino acids.
AUGGCUGAGAAGCUGUCUAAAGAGGAGGUGGAAGAGUUGCACCAGGCCUUCUCCAGGUUUGACAAGAAUGGGGAUGGCAAAAUCAAUACCGAAGAGCUGGGCGAAGUGAUGAAGGCUGUGGGCCAGAACCUGUCUGAGGCCGAGCUGAAGGAGCUUAUUGCCCGGCUGGACACCGACGGUGAUGGUACCAUCAGCUUCCAAGAGUUCCUGACAGCGGUGGCCAAGAAGAUGAAGGGCGGGGCCACUGAAGAAGAGCUACGUUCUGUCUUCCGGGCCUUUGAUCUGAAUGGUGAUGGUCACAUCAGUGUGGAUGAGCUGAAGCAGGCCAUGGCCCAGCUGGGGGAGCAGCUUUCGCAGGAGGAGCUGGAUACCAUGAUCAGCCAGGCCGACUUAGACAAGGAUGGCAAGGUGAACUACGAGGAGUUCAUGGCCAUCCUCUCUCAGAAGUGA